Messenger RNA from Poecilia reticulata (guppy), 3334 nucleotides. RefSeq names its product tryptophanyl tRNA synthetase 2, mitochondrial (gene wars2). Lineage: Eukaryota; Metazoa; Chordata; Actinopteri; Cyprinodontiformes; Poeciliidae. Gene Ontology annotation, cellular component: mitochondrion; mitochondrial matrix. The record is from RefSeq and is a predicted model, not a curated record. Gene Ontology annotation, molecular function: ATP binding; tryptophan-tRNA ligase activity. Gene Ontology annotation, biological process: mitochondrial tryptophanyl-tRNA aminoacylation.
AGAGUGAACUCCCAUUCCAACAUGGCGCUCCCCUUGCGGACCAAUUUGAAACAUUUCAUCUGCUUAAUUCAGAGGUUUAAACCCCUGGAAAGGUGCUUCUGCGCUGCUGCCUGCCCGGAAAUCAAGGAGCCUCCAAUAAUUGCUCGCGUGUUCUCAGGGAUCCAACCGACCGGAGUGCCGCAUCUAGGCAACUACUUAGGCGCUCUGGAAAACUGGGUGGCCCUGCAGAACGAGUACCCCUCGGUGCUCUACAGCAUUGUGGACCUGCACUCCAUCACUCAGCCUCAGAAUCCAGACAAGCUCAGGAACAACAUCCUGGACAUGGCAGCGAGCUUGCUGGCCUGUGGAAUCAACCCAGAGAAGGCGAUCCUGUUUCAGCAGUCUCAGGUGUCCGAGCACGCUGAGUUCUGCUGGAUCCUCGGCUGCCUGACCAGCAUGCCCCGGCUACGCCACCUACCCCAGUGGAAGAUGAAGAGCAAGCAGAAGAACGAGGGCAGCGUUGGGCUCUACAUUUACCCCGUCCUGCAGGCCUCCGACAUCCUGCUCUACAAGUCCACACAUGUCCCCGUCGGAGAGGACCAGGUCCAGCAUCUGGAGCUGGCUCAGGAUCUGGCCCGGAUCUUCAACCUGCAUUACGGAGAGCUGUUCCCUGAGCCGCAGGCGCUGCUGAGUUCGACGCGAAAGGUCAAGUCCCUCCGCGACCCCUCCUCCAAAAUGUCAAAGUCCGACUCACAGGCGAUGGCCACCAUCUUCAUCACCGACUCGCCGGACGACAUCGCCCUGAAGAUCCGCCGCGCCAUCACGGACUUCACCUCCGAGGUCACCUUCGACCCGCAGGCGCGCCCCGGCGUGUCCAACCUGGUGACCAUCCACGCCGCCGUGGCCAGGCUCAGCGUGGAGGAGGCGGUGUCGGCAGCCAAGGGGCUGGACACGGGGGCCUACAAGGGGCUAGUGAGCGAGGCGGUGAUCCAGAGGCUGGCGCCCAUCAGGGACGAGAUCCAGAGGCUGAAGGCGGACCCGGCGCACCUGGAGGCGCUGCUGGCCCUGGGUAACCGCAGGGCCCGGGAGCUGGCCGUACCCAUGCUGGACGAGGUCCGACACAGAGUGGGCUUCAGCUGAAAGGCGACUCACGCUGGGGAAGACACGGCUACUUAAGCUGCUGGGGUCAAAGAUGCAGGAUGUUAGUUUUUUUUUUUUUUUUAUGUUUUUUGACAUAUUUGUUAAAACUGUCACCGUGUUGUGAUGUUAUGAGACAGAUAAUCUGUGAAAAGAUUGAUCUCCUGAUCUCCCUUAGCUACUGCUGCCAACUGAAGAAAUGCACCAAAAACAACCAAUCAGAGCCAGGAAGCGGGUCUUGGCACUGUCAAUCAGCGCUGCUAAACGUGCUAACGGCGGACAAACGGCUGACUGUUACAGGAAAACUGUUUAUCUGCCAUCAAUCGGCAGGCGUUCUAACUAGCUUAGCAUUUACAAGCUAGUUAGGCUGUGCUAUCAGGAAGAAGCAGAGAAGGAGAGAGGAAGGAUGAACACCGCCACAUGGAGGAUGAUUGACAGCGCUAAGAUCCGCCUCCUCCCUCUGAUUGGUUGAUUCUUGUUAGUGCUGGAAGAAGGCAGAGGCUCUUGGUUUUUUCACAGAUCGUCUCACAAGAUGGUGACAGUUUCUAUAUGUAGAAAUAUAUUUUCUUUUAUAAAAGUUACGUACGGCAGCUUUAAUAAGUGGACUUUUUUAACGAGAAGACAUGUUGCAGUGAUGGUUCUGCUGAAAUGUUGUUGUUGGCUGUGACUCUUACAGUGAGGUGUUUGAAAUCUGACCAGUGGUCCCUAUGGAUCAGAGCUUGUUACAUCAAACACUGGAAUCAUUUAUUUAGCUCCCAGUCCUUAAUACAAUACAAUACAUGUUCCCAACUGUGUGUUUUUUAUUUUUGUCAUAUUUGUGUGCUGCCAAAACAUUCAAAUCUUCUGAAAACUGAACAAUAAAAACCCGCCUCUUUUAGAGAAUUUUCAGGUUUUAUUGUGAAUUGUUCAAAAGAAACCGAGUGGCAUCAGUUUUACUUGAGCAGACAAACACGGUCGGAAGAUUGUUUUGUUUCUGGUUUCUCUUUUUUUUUUGUUUCUUCCAGAAGAAGCUGGACCUUAAAACAAAAACUGAAGACAGCUUUCCUUUUUUCCUUUUGUUUUUUUGCUUUCCUUUUUAGUUUCAGAAAUCAAGACUACAGUCAUGGUGACAUAAUCUACUUUAAUACUGUCUUUCUAUUUAACUGUACAUUUUUUAUAUGUUAGAAAACUGAAGAUUACUUAUGUCAACAUAAUCUCCUUUAGCGUGUCUGAUGCUUUCCUUUUUCCAAAACCUGAAGAUCAGACGAAACACUUAUUGUGAUUUAAGGUGCUUAAUGCUUUACUUUUUUAUUGCUUCAAAGCUGAGAAUUAUAGUUUGAAGCAAACUGUAAUAAGAUGCUAACUGCUUUACUUCCUUUUAAUUUAAUUUAGUUUUUGUUUCCAAAACUGAAGAUUAUACUUUAGGUGACAGAAUGUACAUAAUUUUAAGGUGUUUGGUGGUUUUCUUUUUUUUUAUUAUAAUUUUUUUUCAACACUGAAGAUUAAAGUUAUAGUGACAUAAUCUACUUUACAGUAUUUAAUGUUUCCCUUUCUUUUAUUUAUUUAUUUUUUAUCUGAAACUGAAGACUACUUUUGGUGACGGGAUCUACUUCAGGGCGUUUAAUGCUCUCUUUUUUUAUUAUUUUUUUACUUCAAAACUGAAUAUUAUAGCUGUGGUGACAUAAUCUACUUUACAGUACUUAAUCCUUUCCUUUCUUGUUUCUUUUUUAUUUAUUUAUUUAAUUUAAUAUUUUUCUUAUUUUUCCACAACUGAAGUUGACACUUAAAAUGACAGAAUCUCCUUUAAGAUGCUGAAUGUUUUCCCUUUUUUUCCCCCCCUGAACUGAAGAGUAUACAUGUGGUGACAUAAUCUCCUUUAAAGAUUUUGAUUGUUCCCUUUCUCGUCUUUAAUUUUUUUAAACCAAAGUUUACCCCUGGAGUCAGGAUCUGCUCUAUGACGUUUGAUGCUUUGGUUGCUCAUCUUUGCGUCUGGACGUUGACACUCUGCUGUGUGUGUUGUUGCCGUGUUGUUGCCGUGUCGGCCUGAAACGAGUGGACGUGUUUGGCUAACUCCACGGUAAUGAACUGUGUGUGCAGAUUGGCACCCUUCACCCAAAAGAAAGCCUUUGUGCAAAUGAAUUUUUCAUUCCAGUUGUGUGAUCUCACUCUGAACAUUUUAGAAAAGCCCAGCCAUUAGUUCGACUAAUUAUUUUGUGGAGCAAAAAAAAAAAAAAAAAAA